CCCGCCUUGAUGGGCUGGGAGGGGCUGCCUGCAACCUGAGACCAGCCUAAAAAUAACCCCCUUGCCUGGCAGAGAAAUGACCUUCUGGGAGCUUGUCCGGCUUGGGUGGGCAGGUACCUGGAGCCACGUCAGUGCCCCCUGGCAGGUACCCAGCAGCUGGAGGGGUCACAGCGACAGAGAAAGAGAGGGUGAACAUCUAGCGGGGAGACGGCGGCUGGGGGGCUCAGCUGGGCCUCGGCUGGCUGGUGGGAUCAGAGAGUCCUAGGAGAGGGGCUGUGAUGGACUAGAACUGCAACUAAAGGCUGUACUAGAAGUACGUUAAGAAUCGUCAGGUCCCUGAGCCAUGCAGAAGUCCCAGGGACAGAACACCCACAGCUGGGCCACCGAAGAGGCUGGAGGAACAGGAGGACGGGGGCCGGCGAGAGCCCCCCCAAGCCCGGCCAUCCCUCCCAAGAGAGCCAAGGUCACAGCCGAGCAGGGAGGCCCAGCAGCCCCAGUCUUUCUGCAGGAGCUGCAAGAGACAUCUGUCAGCAUCGGCCAGGACAUCCUGCUGAGGGUGGCCGUGACCGGCAACCCCCAGCCCCACCUGAGCUGGUACAAGGAGAAGGUCCUGGUUUCCCCCACCCAGGAGAAGAGCAAGGAGGAGGGGAAGGCAGAGAACGAGGAGGAGUAUGGCUGCCUCCAGAUCCGCAACAGCAAGGCAGGCGAUGCAGGGACCUACAGGUGUGUGGCCAAGAACAAGCACGGAGAGGCGACCAGCAGUGCCACCGUGACAAUCGCAGACAUGGCAGACUCGGAGACGGGAGAAGAUGAUGCCAGCAGCACACAGGUGACCCAACGCAGCCAGCUCCAGGAUGAGACAACCUACAGCUCCCCAACAGGGGAGUCGGACACGCUGGUGGAUGCCUCCAUGAAGACAACCCCAACCUCAUUGGCAGGACUGUCCCAAACAGAGGAGCACUCUAGUUGGUCAGGAAGCCAAAACACGGUGUUGGAGAAGGACCCGGAGGCUGGCCCCACGGUGAGGGGACCCUACCUGCACCCCAGCAUUCCAAGGCAAGCACCUGCCGAGGCCCGGCACCUGGGGGUGGAGCCGCUGGUGCGGGCAUCACGGGCGGAGCUGAUUGGCGUGGCCCCGGGGUCCGAGGACAGCCUGUCUCUAGGCAGCGACCCCUACGGCAGUGCCUUCAGUCUGUACCGGGGCCGUGCUCUCUCCCUGCACGUCAGCCUGCCCCAUGGUGGAUACCGGAGAGAGGAAGCCAACACCACCAGCAGCAGCAAAAACAGCAUAGAUGCCCUCCACCCACCUACGCAGAAACCUCCCCUUCAGCGUCCAGUGUCCCCUCGAGCAGGGCAGUGUCCAGUCCAACCCUCUGGGGCCAGCCGUGGCCCCAUUCCACCUGUGGCUCCUCGCAGAAAGCUGCUGAUGCCCCCUGAGUUCCAAGACACGGCGUCAGAGGAGUUUGAUGAAAAGCUGAAGCGCCCCAAGUCGUCCGCCUACUCUCAGGCUGGAACAGGGGAGUCACGGCCCCAGACACCCCUGAGUGAAGCUUCCAGUCGAGUGUCUGUCCUCCGCCCAUCACCCAAGCUGCCACGGUCAGGAUCUAAGAUCUUUGACAAGCUCAAGUUCUUUGAGGAGCGCCGGAAAAGUCUGGAGCAGAAUGAGAACCCUUUUGCGGGCCACACAUGGCUGCCCCUUCGCAAGACACGUUCUUUUGACCAGCCUGGCUUGGAUGAUGCCAGUCCCUUUAUCUCAGCUGACUCUCAUGAGGACUUUGUGGACGAUACCCACUCAGAAUUGGGAGGCGUGGCUUUCCGUCGCCGGGCGUUCCAACAGAAAGCAGCCUCCUUGGAUGAGCGUGGCCGCUUCUCUAGUCACGUGUAUGCCUUGGAGCAUAAAUUCACAGAAGAGCUGGGGCGCAUCAAGCGCACUGUCUCUCAGCAGCAGCUACGACGGUCACAAGAAUUAUUCAGGUCCCCAUCUCCACGUACCUCCAAGGAACCACCUGCCCCCAAGGUUCCACCACCACGUAAACUCAAACCACUAAAGGCUUUGCCACGUGCUGAGAAUACACAUGGUGUGCAACAGCUGGUCUUGUCCAGCGUGGGACUAAUAGGGCCAAGAGAUGACCCCAAGGGGACACAAAAGCCUCUGCUGAAGAGUGGAGCCACAUCUGAACAGACAGGAGAAUCAAACAGAGGUCAGAAGGAAAUUGAGAUGAAUGGACAGGAUAUGCGGCGAAAGGUGGAACAAUGCCCACUGAUCCACGCAGCCCCACUAGGUCGAACAGAUCUAUUGCGAUCUGGGCUUUCAGAUGGUAAUGAAUCUACAGAUGGAGGCUCUGUGAACACAUUAAAAGGGAGUCAGGAGUCCAAGGGUCCAAGUGAAGCCUUACCUGCCCAGAAACAUGGACAUUCUCUGUCCUGGGCCAAAACAGAACCAGGCACAGACAGAAGCAGGGCAGGGACCCACGGUACAAGCAGAGAAUCUGACAGAAAGACUGGAAAAGUGACAGAGAAAAAGGACAUUGCACUGCAGUCUCAGGAAGGAAAGAGUAUACGAAACAGAGGCAAAGGCCGCCGAACCCGACGAAUGUCACCAGAACCAGAAUCUUCUGAUGAUUCCUACAUCUCUGCGGGUGAGGAUCCGCUGGAGGCACCCAUUUUUGAGAUCCCUAUCCAGGAUGUAACAGUCAUAGCUGGAACUGAGGUGCUAUUCAAAUGUAUCAUCACAGGCAAUCCUUCCCCAGAAGUGUCCUGGCGGAAAGACGGUGUCCCCUUUCGGAGCAGCACUAGUCGCCCCAUCAAAGCGGAGGGAGAACGCCACACCCUGCUGGUCAGGAAUGUCCGCACGGCAGAUGCCGGUCUCUACACGGUCUGUGCCACCAACGAGGUCGGCGAGGCCUGCUGUAGCGCCAUUUUGUCUGUGCGGCCUGCUCCCCCGGAGACCCACAGCAGAUUGGUGCCCCGCCAUGAGCUCAGCAGCCCUGUCACAUCAGAUGAAGAGUACCUGAGCCCCUUGGAGGAGUUCCCUGACUCUAGCACUCCACGACACCAACCUGUCAUGAAAGUGCAGCCCCGGACUGAAAUCGGCCCAGCUCCCACGCAUGUGGGUGUCAACUUCAAGGCUGCACCAUCUUUUGAGGUGGCACUGAGUGACCAGACAGUAGUAGAAGGACAGGAUGCUGUCCUGCGUAUUCGGGUCCAGGGAGAGCCCAAACCCAUUGUACACUGGCUGAAGAACAGGCAUCCCAUAAAAUAUGGACAGCACAUUUCUGCUGUGGAAGAGGAAGAUGGAUCUUUUUGCCUACAUAUCCACAUGGUGGAGUGCGCAGAUGCUGGCUAUUAUGCCUGUAAGGCCAUCAAUGAGUAUGGCACCAAGCAGUGUGAGGCAAAGCUUGAUAUACAAGUGCACCCUGAGACAAAGUCCUUGGCAGUGCUGGCCCCCCUGCAGGACGUGGUGGUGGGGGCUGGGGAUGCAGCUAUCUUCGAGUGCCUGGUGACUGGCCCACCGGAUGUGGAUGUGGACUGGCUGUGGCGGGGGCGCCUGCUCCAGCCGGCCCUGCUCCAGUGCAAGAUGCAUUUCGAUGGCCGCAAAUGCAAGCUACUGCUUACCUCUGUACAUGAGGAUGAUAGUGGUGUCUACACAUGCAAACUAAGCACAGCCAAAGAUGAGCUGACGUGCAGUGCCAAGUUGACUGUAUGGCCUUCACGCCAGCCACUCUUCACCCGCAAACUGGAGGCUGUUGCUGUUGUGGAAGGACGUGCAGCACGGUUUGACUGUAAGAUCAGUGGGAAUCCUCCGCCAGCCGUCACCUGGACACGCUUUGGUCAAUCGGUGCAAGAAGGGGAAACUGUCCGUAUACACCAGGACAGGGGGCUGUACUCUCUGAUCCUCCUGCAUGUGACCUCCGAGGAUGAGGGUCAGUACGGGGUGAGUGCUGUCAACAAGCAUGGCCGAGCUGACUGCACUGCAGACCUGUAUGUGGAAGAGCCGCGUCCAGCAGCCAGCUCCCAGAUCUCCAAGCUGGAAAAGAUGCCAUCCAUCCCUGAGGAGCCAGAACAAGGCGAAAGUGAAGUGGAACGCUUUACCAUGCCUGACUUUUUGCGGCCACUGCACGACCUCGAUGUAGUAGAAUCCAAGGAGGCUGUGCUGGAAUGCCAAGUUGCUGGGCUGCCUUACCCCACCAUCACAUGGUUCCACAAUGGCCGGCGCAUUGAGAGCACUGAUGACCGCAGGAUGAUGCAGUACAAGGACAUGCAUCGUUUGGUCUUCCUCUCUGUCAGUCAUGCCCAUGCUGGGGUCUAUAAAAGUGUAAUUGCCAACAAAGUGGGCAAGGCCACCUGUUAUGCACACCUCUAUGUGACAGACGUGGUUCCCACACCCCCUGAUGGACCACCCACUAUAGUUGCUGUCACCGGUCGAGCUGUUACACUGAAGUGGAACAAGCCCAAGUGGCUGGAUUCAGCCAUUGAUCCUGCCACCGUGACCUAUACUCUCCAGCAAGAGGUCCUGGGUUCAACUCACUGGACUGCUUUUGCCACAGGUGUGCGUGACACCACCUAUACUGUUCUUAAUCUGAAGAAAGGUAUCCGGUAUAUGUUUCGUGUGCUCACAGCUACAGCCAAGGCCAGCAGCAAACCUUCUCCAUCUACUGCACCUGUGCAGCUCCUUGACAGAGGUCCUUACCUGGAGGAGGCGCCCAUGAUCUUGGACAAGCCAGAUGUGGUCUAUGCAGUGGAGGGGCAAGCGGCCUGCAUCACAGUAACCCUCAAUCAUGUAGAAGUUACUGUCACCUGGAGAAGGUCUGGUGUGGUGCUCAAAGAUGGAGACCCAAACUGGGAGAUGAGCAUGCCUGAUGAUGACCAGCACUCCUUGCGAUUCAUGCGGGUGGGCAAAGGGGAUGUGGGGGAAAUUACCUGUGAGGUGAGCAACCAGCAUGGAUAUGACCACUGCUUCAUCACCUUGGAGCUGGCAGAGGCACCUCGCUUUGAGUCUAUCAUGGAAGACAUUGAAGUUGGUGUGGGUGAGACACCACAGUUUGCUGUAGUGGUAGAGGGCAAACCUCUUCCAGACAUCAUGUGGUACAAGGAUGAAGUGCUCCUGACAGAAAGCAAUCAUCUGAGCUUCGUGUACGAGGAAAGUGAAUGUUCUUUAGUUGUGUUGAACACGACAGAGCAAGAUGGUGGUGUGUACACAUGUAUCGCACGCAACCUGGCUGGAGAACUGUCUUGCAAAGCUGAGCUUGUGGUUCGUGCAGCUGUGCCAGAUGCAGAUGCUGCACAGGGGCAAGAAGAGUCCCAUACAACUCGUCGCCUUGCUGACUAUUACGAUGUCCAUGAGGAGAUCAGUAGGGGAGCCUUCUCAUACCUGCGGCGAGUGACUGAGAAGAGUUCCGGUUUAGCCUUUGCUGCCAAAUUCAUCCCAUGCCGUGCCAAAGCCAAGAAAUCAGCACGCCGUGAACUUGGCAUCCUAGCCCAGCUGGACCAUGAGCGCAUUGUCUACUUUCAUGAUGCCUUUGAGAAGAGGAAUGCCCUCGUCAUUGUCAUGGAGCUCUGCACUGGAGAUGAACUCCUGGAGCGUAUAGCAAAGAAGUCCUCCGUUAGUGAAUCUGAAAUACGGUCCUACAUGCGACAGGUGUUAGAAGGAAUCAAGUACCUACACCAUCAAGGCAUUUUGCAUCUUGACAUUAAGCCAGAAAACUUGUUGCUGGCUGAGCCAGGCAGCGAUCAGGUGAGAAUCUGUGACUUUGGCAAUGCCCAGGAACUGACUCCAGAUGAGCCACAAUACUGCAAGUACGGCACUCCUGAAUUCGUAGGCCCAGAGAUCAUCAGCCAGAGUCCUGUCUCCUGUGUCACCGAUGUUUGGCCAGUGGGAGUCAUCACAUAUCUAUGUCUCACAGGGAUCUCUCCUUUUGUGGGUGAGAAUGACAAGACAACACUCAUGAACAUCCGCAACUACAAUGUGGCCUUUGAGGAGAGUAUGUUCACAGGAUUGACAAGAGAGGCAAAAGGCUUUGUUAUCAAAGUGUUGGUUAAUGAUCGCCUGAGGCCCAAUGCUGAGCAGACCCUGGAACAUCCCUGGUUCAAAACACUGGCUAAAGGCAAGAGCAUCAGCACAGAUCACCUCAAGCUCUUCAUGUCUCGCAGGAAAUGGCAGCGCUCCCAGAUUAGCUAUAAGUGCAACAUGGUACCACGGCCUAUUCCUGAACUUUUGGAGGACUCAUCCAGCCACUUGUCUAUUGCUGUGCCACGCCUCCUGAAACAGACCUCAGUGCUGUCCUCGUCUUCUGAUUCUGAUGACCCAGAAGAGCUGCCUUAUAUUCCAAUGCCCCAUCAGCCUGAAUUUUCUGGAUCCCGCAUGUCCCUCACUGAGAUCCCAACCGACGAUGAACUGCUGGGUCCAGAAGGAACUCCCAUGCAUGAGGAGGGUACUUCCAUGGAGUGGCAAGAUGAAGGACAAGGAGCAGCAGUGGCUCUCAAGAGAAAAGAAGAAGGGGAGCCUUCUGUCAGAAGGGCGAAGGGGAUGCAGGCACGGAAGCGCUCGACAGAGGCUGAGGAACCUGGCUCUUCUGAUGAAGAAGCUCACAGUGAGGGCCAGAAAAGACCGGAGAAACGGAGGGCCCUGAAGAAAGGCUCCAGCUUGGACUCCCCAGAAGUAUUUGAGAGGGCAUCACGGAAGGGGCAGCUGCGUCGAGGGAGCUCUGCCGAUAGUGCCCUGCUGCUCAACCUUCCCUCAGAUGAAACUGAGCUCCCAUCCCGUAAAAUCCUGACCAAGGCAGCAUCUAUGGAAUUGCCCCGUCGCAGCCCCAGCCCAGGCACAUUGUACCAUAGAAAAGGAGGGUUACCCGAGGAAGAAUAUACCCAACGUUUGGAACUCAUGCGCCAGCGCUUGCUACGUGGCAGCCCCGUGGAUGGCAAACUGAGUGGCUUGCGAGGGCCUUUACUGGAGACCCUUGGCCUUGAGAAGAAAGCACCAAGGCCUCCCAGGUUGGAGAAACAGCUGUCCCCUGGGCAUAAAAUGGUGCGUGCUGCUUCCAGUGAGGCGGCUCCCCAGCACCUGCCCCCUGAGGGGCUCCUCCUCCAGAAGAGCAGCUCUUUCAGCCAGGGUGAUGGGGAGCCUGUCAUUCUGCACCGCCGAUCAGGGGAGCCACUAGAGAUCCCUGUGGCACAGGUUGAGGCCCAGAAAUUAAGAGAGACACCAUCCCUCUCAGCUCUGAAUGAUUCCAGGCCCCAUACACCUCACACUCCACAAGAGGUUCCCUCCAAGCCACCGACCCCUGAAGCAGAGGCAGGAGCAAAGCCCAUAACCAGGACGAGCCUGAGGAGACCAACUCCGAGGGGGCCUGAGGAGAGAUCACAGGCCAGAUUCGCCAAACCUGACACUUCUACAGCUGUAAAAAGCAUAGCAUCCCCAAGAGCCUCGCCCACAGCAAUUUCGCUCACCCCUGGUAGCUCAACUCUCAAACGAUCUGCCUAUGCUGAGGUCAUGCAGUCCUUAGCUGGUGAGUCAGCCCAGGUUCCCCAGGAGGAUGUAACAGAACCUCCUGGGGCUGCCCCUGAAAGUAUACCUCAGAUCUCAGCAGCAGAGACUCAAACCCACACGGCCAUCUAUGCCAAGCAGGCCGCAGAGACGGCUGAAAAAGAACCGCCCCUCCCAGGUCCCUCCUCCAGUACCGAGCAUAUUGCAGACAUUGACUCUGAAGACGUGUUUGAGGCCAAGUUCAAAAGAGGCAGAGGAGGCUCCCUCAGCAGAGGCCGCAAACUACUCUCCAGGUCUGAGGAGCGACACUUGGCUGCCCCUUUGGUACGGGAGGAGGGCAUCUACCGGCCAAGCCCUGUGGGUGCUCCUCUGGAACUGUCCAAGACGGGAGUUUCUCGGCGCGCUCAUUCCGUACAGGACUUGCACGAGGUGGAGAAGGAAGGCAGUUUCAUUCGCAGGAUGUCAAUGCGGCUCCGUCGCACACCCCCUACUGAGAGGAGGAAGCUCAAGGAGGAAGAUGCAGGGAGAACAGUCCAAAGCCGGCGGCUAUCCUGGGGCUUAGGAUCCAAGGACAAAAAGGACUCGGGCAGCCAGCAGUCAGAGCCUGGCUCCAGCGAGUCGCCCGUCAUGGCUGUACGCCGGAAGAUCGGUACCACCAUGGGCCGCCUCUCUACGCACCUGCGCAGUCAUUCACAGCAUCAGGCUGAGGAAGACCAGGCGGCCGCCGGCAGUGACCACAUCAGGCAGCCUGAGAAGAGAACUCCUUUCCUCUCUCAGCUGCGCCGGGCAACUUCUGAGGGUGAAAACCUGCGUCAGGUGGGCAUCCCACAGAACCAGCUGGCCGCCCAGUCUGCUAAUGUCCCCUCCACAGAGUCCUUCCAGUCUGACAGUUCCACAGGCAACGUUUCUGGUGAGGUUCACCGUCGCAGUUCUCGCUGGGAGCGCUGGAGCUUGUCACGAGCCAAGAAAGACAAGGUUGCAUCUCAGCCCAACAUUCCUGUCAGCCUGAGAGGGGAAGGGGUUGUCAUUACGAGUCAACCCUAUGUCCUCAGCGAGUCAGAUUUCCCUCCAGUUUUCCAUAUUAAAUUGAAGGACCAGGUAUUGCUGGAGGGAGAGGCUGUGCAGCUUUGCUGCCUUCCUGCAGCCAGCCCUGCCCCUCGUAUACUGUGGAUGAAAGAUAAGAAUGCUCUGGUGUCAGAGGGAGUUCUCAACAUUGUAGCAUGCAAGGAUGGCCGUCAGCUGCUCACCAUCUCCAAAAUCUCCAAGAAGGACGCAGGCUUGUAUGAAUGCAACGCCACCAAUGCCCUGGGCACUGCCACCAGUUCAUGCACCAUUGCUGUGGCACGGAUUCCUGGAAGACCAGGCACUCCAGAAAUCCCGCAGAAGUACAGGAACACAGUUCUGGUGUUGUGGAGGCCAGCAGAUAGCCAGGCACCCUGCACAUACACGCUGGAGCGCAAGAUGGAUGGAGAGCACGAGUGGAAGAUAGUAAGUUUCGGCAUUGCUGACUGCUAUUUCAAUGCAACAGAUCUUCCAGUGGGGAGCACUGUCAAGUUUCGAGUGGCCUGUGCUAACAAGGCUGGGCAGGGCCCCUACAGCAAUCCCUCGGGGAAAGUGUUAAUUGAAAGUGCAGAACCCAAAGCUGCCCAUUCAGCUCUCACUGCCAAGAAAAGUGCCACUGCCCCAGAGAAAGUGCUUCCCGCCAGAUCUUCCCAGAGUCUUAUGAACCAGUCUUCACAGCCAGCACUGAAAAGCACAGGUCCACUGCCAUCCACUCCUCCCCGGAAACAGAAGGGAUCAAUGCCAAUGCAAGGACAAGCACCUGCAGUCCCACCAUUGACUCAGGCCAACAUGGAGAAGUUUGGGGCUGCAGAGAAAGGAAAACUCCCAAUUGCACCCCUGCUUCCAUCCAAAAAGGAUGAGGAGGGUUCAGCUAUCCCACUGCCACCCUCUCCUGAGCCAGCAUUAAAACCUUCCAAGAUGGCAACGUCUCUUAGCACCCCUGGUGUCCCACCUGCUGUUACUAAGGGCUCUCCUGUCCCAGCAUCCUCUCCCAGCUCUUCUGCUUCCAAGUUCUCACCUCCCUCUGCUGCAUCACCAACCCCAGUGGCACACGGACCAGCAACCAUCUCCUCCAAAGCUGUCCCGUACGUGGCCACUUCUUUUGUCUCCAUCCCACCCAGAUUGCCCCCCACCACAGAAACUGCCCACAGCCCACCAGUCACUCCAACCACAGAAGAGGUGCCUUCUUACCCACGCUUCCUGAGCCGGAGCACUACCCCUGGCCGGGAGUCUGGCAGCAUCGCCCAAGGCAGGCACACUUCAGCUGCGAAGGAUGAGUCGUCAUUGCGCCAGGGUGUCCCCCAAAAACCUUACACCUUCUUGGAUGAGAAAGCAAGGGGCCGGUUUGGAGUGAUCCGGGAAUGUAAGGAGAAUGCUACAGGCAAGCGUUUUAUGGCCAAGAUUGUGCCCUAUGAGAUGGACAACAAGCAGAGCGUCCUGCAGGAAUAUGAGAUUCUGAAGGGCUUGCAUCAUGAACGCCUGAUGGCACUGCACGAGGCCUAUAUCACGCCCCGCUACCUGGUGUUGAUAGCCGAACACUGCACCGGAAAAGAGAUCCUCUACCACCUUGUCGACAGGUUCCGAUAUUCAGAGGAUGAUGUGGUGGGGUAUGUAACGCAAAUCCUUCAAGGCCUGGAAUAUCUGCAUGGCCGACGCAUUAUCCACCUUGACCUAAAGCCUGAUAACAUCAUUGUCUCCUCCACAAAUUCCAUAAAAAUUAUCGACUUUGGCAGUGCCCAAACAUACAAUCCACUGGUUUUGCGCCAGCUAGGGCGCCGAGUUGGUACGCUUGAAUACAUGGCUCCAGAAAUGGUGAAAGGAGAUCCCAUUGGUUCAGCCGCAGACAUCUGGGGCGUGGGAGUGCUCACUUACAUCAUGCUCAGCGGUCGCUCACCAUUCUCUGAAGCAGACCCUUUGGAGGCAGAGAGCAGGAUCCUGGCAGGACGUUAUGAUGCCUUCAAGCUUUACCCCAAUGUCUCCCAGAGUGCUGCGCUCUUCAUCCGCAAGGUGCUCUGCCCCCAUCCAUGGAGCCGCCCCACUCUCAAGGACUGCUUUGCCAACCCUUGGCUCCAGGACGCCUACCUGAUGAAGCUGCGGCGUCAGACCCUCACUUUCACCACCAGCCGCCUGAAAGAGUUCUUGGUAGACCACCAGCGCCGGCGUAGUGAGGCGGCCACCAAGCAUAAGGUCUUACUGCGCUCCUACCACGGCGCCAGCAGCAGCCACAUGCCCUAGCCGCCUGCCCUGCCGGAGGAGCCACGAGAAAACAUUCCAGCAGGGGGUGUGAUGGGCCAAGCACUUCUCCACCCAGCCAGGGUGGGACUGGUUGAUAUACCUCAUGCAUCAGGACAAGUCCUCAGCACUGGCCGCUGUUCUCCACUCCGACCAGCAGCCCCUGCAAUCUGCCUGCUCAAGAGGGGAGUGGAAUAGUCCCUGAUGGCAGAACCUGGAAGACUGGGG
Pogona vitticeps (central bearded dragon) is the source of this 11005-nucleotide messenger RNA. RefSeq names its product striated muscle enriched protein kinase (gene SPEG). Gene Ontology annotation, molecular function: protein binding; ATP binding; protein kinase activity. The record is from RefSeq and is a predicted model, not a curated record. NCBI's taxonomy places the organism in Eukaryota, Metazoa, Chordata, Lepidosauria, Squamata, Agamidae. Gene Ontology annotation, biological process: protein phosphorylation.